Messenger RNA from Pocillopora verrucosa, 1848 nucleotides. RefSeq lists its product as uncharacterized. Gene Ontology annotation, cellular component: secretory granule membrane. Gene Ontology annotation, biological process: norepinephrine biosynthetic process; octopamine biosynthetic process; dopamine catabolic process. The record is from RefSeq and is a predicted model, not a curated record. Lineage: Eukaryota; Metazoa; Cnidaria; Anthozoa; Scleractinia; Pocilloporidae. Gene Ontology annotation, molecular function: dopamine beta-monooxygenase activity; copper ion binding.
AGCCAUUCUCUCGUGGAAGAAUCCGAAGAGUCAACAUGAAGGUUUUCGGUCCUGUUGUUCUGCUGGUCGCGACUUUUUUCUCCCCAUCUAAAGGGGACAAGUCAAUGUACAAAAUGGUGUCGUACGAUAAUGAAAACUACAAAGUGAUGUGGAAAUACGACAUGCUCAAGGACGAGUUUCAUUUUAACGUCACCGUGAACGCAACCGGCUGGGUUGGCUUCGGUGUGUCGGAAAAAAAAGGAAACAUGAUGGGUUAUGAUGUAAUGGUGGGAGGUUUCUCCAACAAUUCCGGUUAUGCAAAGGAUUAUUUAACGACAGGGCGUAUGAUGCCGAUGCCAGAUAAAGAACAAAAUUACAUGAUGAUGAGCGCCUCGGAAAUGAACGGCUACACAAACUUGGUGUUCUACAGGAAGAGGGACACUGGUGAUGCUGAACAAGAUGUAGUAAUUAAGCCAGGUAUGAUGUACCUCAUCUGGGCAUAUCAUAAAAUGUACGAUGUCAAUAUGACCGCGAAUGGAACAUUCAUGGCACACACUGCAAAGGGUGCAGUGGCCUACACUUUCAUCGAGCCCGGUUACAACAUGUUGAAAAUAAAUGACAACUACAGGCUGUAUUGGAAAUACGAUCAAAACAUGGACAUGUUUUACUUCAAGAUCGUGGUGAAAGCAACAGGUUGGGUUGGCUUUGGCUUUGCCAAUAACGUUGGAGGAAUGAACGGUUACGAUGUGAUGGUUGGCGGAGUAAACGGCGGUAAAGGAUAUAUUGGGGAUUACAUGACGAAAACUACCUCCCAACCUCCAAAAGAUGAAAGCCAGGACUUCGUUUUGAUGGAUCAGGAGGAACGGGAUGGCUACACAAUGUUGUCAUUCAAGCGUAAGAGGGACACUGGUGACGCGGCUGGCGACAUCGUAAUAAAGAACACGGAAAUGUACCUUAUAUGGGCUUUUCGCGCAACCGAAGACGUAAUGAAUGAUGGCAGCUUUGAACCACACUCUCAGAAAGGAGCAAUGAAGGUCGUCAUGGAUUUCACACCACCUGACAUACCUACUGAAAAAUCUGGAUCCACAGCGAUGUACGUUCCAUCCUUAUUUGGAGUCCUUGCCGUUCUUUUUCUUAAGUAUGUGAUCGGUGCCUAAGUUCCAAACGAGAAGUCGACCAGGCUGAUCUGAUGCUCGUUAAACAAGCUACAAUAGUACUUAAUCAUCCAGUGCGGCAGCACUUUUUAAACCUGAUUAAUGCAUCACUGUUUGGCAUCAAGCUUCACACACUUACUUGUAAGAGUGGGUGGGUGGGGAGAGAGAGGGGUUGGUCAGUGCCAAGAUUUGCCCUUAAGCUACGAUUUUUCCUCAUUAGUUCCUGCAGUUGACCAUUUUUUCAAUUCCAUGUCAUACUUUAAUAAAGUUAAGGGAGAGUCGAUCGACGAUGUAUUGUUACACGACGGCAUGAUUAGCAUGAGAUGAAAACAGUAUUUGAUGAAACUCUUCUUACUUGUCUCUUUUCUAAACUUUUUAUCACGCUUUAAUUUCCUCUUGAAACUCACUUACCUUUCCCAUCCUCCUUAAAUCUCAUUAGAAAUAAGUUCACUCCUGGUUUGCAUGUCUUAUCACUGAAUUUACCCCUGCAAUUUUUAUUUUUAUUAUUUAUCAUUUCACCUCGUUCUCUUUGUGUCUCAGUGGAAGGUUAAAGGUUCUCGCAGCUUGUGGGUCUCAGUAUUAGGUCGCUUUCUUCGUCUUAAAACUUAGCAUAGCGUGACUGUUUUGUAUAAGCGAAGCUGAUUUAAAUCUUUGUAAGUCCAAUUCAAAUUUUUGCGAGCUCGUUGUGUGAAAAUAAAGAUCACUCCUUUAGCUA